UGCGCGGUCUGUGGUGACGUGGUUCACUCGAGACAGUAUGGUGUACCAUCUUGCCUCGGUUGCGUGAUAUUUUUUCGAAGAUCGGUCAUCAAUAAAAGUCAGUACAAGUGCUGGAAGAAUGGAAAGUGUGUUAUUGAUUAUGGAAAUAUACAACAUCUUCGAUGUCAACAUUGCCGUUUUCAAAAAUGCAUUCAAGUAGGAAUGAAUCCCAAUGACUUGAGGCUUCCCGAAGCAGACUCUUUGAACUCUUCGGCGACAACCUUCGAUAAUCUUCCCUUGCUCCUAAAACAGUUGGCUCACUUUGGCACUUAUAGAGCUCUCCUACUGAAAACCUGCUCGUAUGACGGGGAUCCAACUAUUGAAGAAAUAUCAUGUAUGCUUCAAAACCUCAAAUUUCGAAAUAGUCCGUUGGCGCAGAAUCUUCCAAGCAUUGAAUGGGCGUUCUUCACUGCUUUAGCUUCAUUUGAUUUUUUGAGGAAACUUCAAAUCGUUCAAAAUUUGGAUACAAAGGAUCGAACAAUUUUACUGAGACAAUCAUUCUCAACGCACUCUUUGUUAUCCGAAGCUUUUUAUUCGUUUCAGAAGAAACAAUCGUGUCUAACGUUUCCCAAUGGAUCUGAUUGUUUUCUAAGCGAUGCUAUAACUGUUCCGGCGGAUUUUGAAAAUCGGAUAAGAUGUCGCCUAGUAGGAAGACUAUGUGAUUUGAAAGUGACUUAUGAUGAAUCACUACUUAUUUCAUUGAUCUUCAUUUCUGAUCCAGCCCUCAACGGAUUAUCAGAAAUGGGUCAGUCACUGAUUUCUUCUCAUCGUAACGUCUACUCAUCUCUUCUCGUUCAGUACUGUCUUCAAAACUAUCAAAAGUUGGGACCAUCCAGAUUUGUGGACUUGUUAUCGAUUUACGACGCAAUCAAGAAAACUCAGGAGGAUCUCAAACUCCAUUAUUUGCUUUGUUACCUCAAUAAUCCCCCACCUAAACUU
Molecule: messenger RNA, 978 nt
Organism: Caenorhabditis briggsae
Lineage: Eukaryota; Metazoa; Nematoda; Chromadorea; Rhabditida; Rhabditidae
Exons: 3
Biological process (GO): regulation of DNA-templated transcription
Molecular function (GO): zinc ion binding; DNA-binding transcription factor activity; sequence-specific DNA binding
Source: RefSeq, a predicted model, not a curated record